UCAGCGUGUGUGAGUGUGUGCGCUUUCAGCAUAAGGGCCGAACUGAAGUGUCAGCGCAUCCGGACACAGGACAGCCAUGGCCCUGCUAGAUUUAGCCUUACAAGGCUUCUCCAUCUUCGGAUUUAUCUUAUUUAUCGUCCUCUGGCUCAUGCACUUCGUGUCCAUCAUCUACGUCCGUCUGCAUCUCAACAAGAAGACCACAGACAAGCUGCCGUACAGUAAACUGGCUGGAGUCUCGCUGCUGAAGCCCCUCAAGGGUGUGGACCCCAAUCUAAUAAACAAUCUGGAGACAUUCUUUGAGCUGGACUAUCCAAAGUAUGAAAUUCUGCUGUGCGUCCAAGACCACGAUGAUCCAGCCAUUGAUGUUUGUAAAAAGCUGCUGGGCAAAUAUCCCAAUGUUGAUGCCAGGUUAUUUAUAGGGGGUAAGAAAGUGGGCAUCAAUCCCAAAAUAAAUAACCUCAUGCCAGCUUAUGAAGGGGCCAAGUACGAACUCGUCUGGAUCUGUGACAGUGGCAUUCGAGUGAAGCCAGACACUCUGACUGAUAUGGCUAAUCAGAUGACCGAGAAGGUGGGUCUGGUUCAUGGCCUGCCAUACGUAGCAGACAGACAAGGAUUUGCCGCUACAUUGGAGCAGGUAUAUUUUGGAACAUCCCAUCCUCGUUCCUACAUCUCGGCCAAUGUAAUGGGGAUCAAGUGCGUCACAGGGAUGUCGUGUCUCAUGAGGAAGGAUAUCCUGGACCAGGCUGGCGGGCUGAUUACGUUCGCGCAGUACAUCGCUGAAGAUUACUUCAUGGCCAAAGCCAUCGCAGACAGAGGAUGGAAAUUUUCCAUGGCAACGCAAGUAGCCAUGCAGAAUUCGGGCUCAUACUCUAUUGCACAGUUCCAGUCACGCAUGAUCAGAUGGUCCAAACUGAGAAUCAACAUGUUGCCAGCCACUAUCAUAGAGCCCAUCUCAGAGUGCUUUGUGGCCAGCCUGAUCAUUGGCUGGGCUGCCCAUCAUGUGUUCCGCUGGGACAUCAUGGUGUUUUUCCUGUGCCAUUGCCUGGCCUGGUUCAUUUCUGACUACAUUCAGCUCAGAGGAGUACAGGGCGGCCCUCCAUCCUUUUCUAAGCUGGACUAUGCUGUGGCCUGGUUCAUCAGGGAGUCCAUGACAAUUCAGAUUUUCUUGUCUGCUCUUUGGGACCCCACCAUCAGCUGGAGGGCGGGUCGCUACCGAUUGCGCUGCGGAGGUACGGCAGAGGAAAUCUUGGAUGUUUAAAGCGCACCAAGUGCCAUGGACUAUGCGCUGGUGGCAAAAAAGAAAACUGAACUGCAAAAAGCAGCAGAUGGACAAACAAACUGCAACUUUUAUUCCAAAUUCUGAUAGUUUUUUAUCCGUGACUUUAGGUAGCUUCAAUAGAUUAUUUAUGUUCUUGAUGCUUUUGUUUUCAUGCGAUGACCUUGAAUUCUAGAUGAGCCAAAAAGCUGAAGAAGUGGAGAAGAGAAAUGAGGAAAUGAUGUCUGGUAAUGUGGCGGCACUUUGACGGGACAUCAGAUUCCUAAUGAAAACGCAUCAAAAUUUUAGGUUUUUGUUUUUGUUUUAUUUUUAAAUGUCCUGGCAACAUAUCUAGUGUUGAUGAACAACAGCAUAUACAUUUUAUCAUUUGUUUAUAUCAAUGGUAUGACUUUUAAUGCUAGUAAUAACACAAAAGUGAUGUGGGGUUAAAGGCAUAGUUCACCCAAAAAUGUAUGACUAUUUCUUCUGUGGAAUACAAAAUGAGAAAUUUUGAAUAAUGUACUAGUUGCUCUUUUUAAUGCAGUAAUGAAGAAUUGGGAUUGGAGCUUUCAAGCUUUAAAAAAAAAAAAAAAAAAAAGCACCAUAAAAGUGGUCCACAUAUGCGAUAUUCCAAGUCUUCUGAAGUCAUAUGAGGAAGUUAAAUGUCAUAGCUCUCCAUUGCGCAUUCAUGAGAGAAGUGACAAUGUCCUAUUCUUGAACAAAUCAUCCUUUUGAGUAUCAGUUUUUGCAAUACAUUUUUUUGAUCCGUUUCACAAAACCUGUCUGACUGAUUCGUUCACGACUGAUCUUUUUCUCGAGUUCAACUUCGAUGGGUUGCAGCAGUUCUCAAGUUAAUCUUCGCCCUCUAUUGUACUGUUAUAAGUUAUUCAUGACUUGAUUUUGUCCUGUUUGUCACACAAACCUAUAAUAUAACUUCGGAAGACUUGGAAUAGAGCGCAUGAAUCAUAUGGACUACUUUUUGGUGCUUUUGCAUCUUUUUGAAGCUUGAAACCUCCAGUCCCCAUUCAUUGUAAUUGCAUGGAAAACAGUGGCCAGUACAUUCAUCAAAAUUUCUCUUUGUCUUCCACAGAAGAAAGAAAUGGGUAUGGGUUUGGAUUUGAGGAUUUUCAUUUUUGAACGCUCUAUUCCUUUAAGACAAAUGACUGAAGCAUUCUAAAAUGGUACUAGCAUAUGAGUGGAUCACUUGCUUAUCACAGUGUUGCUCUUAACGUGUAGCACUCUUGCCAUAUUUUAUAAAUGUGUGGACUUCUGAAUGCUCAAAAUGGAUCCAUUCAGGUCCAUUUUGUGUUUACUAGGCAGAGCAAUAUCUUCUAUAGAGGGUGAGGUUAUACAUAGGGAACAGUGGUUCGUGUACAGUUACCUUUGAUCUUUCUUUGAAAAAUUGCUACGUUUGCAAAAUGCUUGAGAAAAACUCUGCAUCCACCCUACAGUAUUCAAACUUGAGGUAUGAAGGUUUAGCCUACGUUAUCCUCAACACAAUAUUUGCAAAUGUAGUGCCAUUUGAAGAGUAACCAUUUUUAUCAUUAUAAUUUUCGCAUCUUCAAGCAAAUACAAGGGGUUUUACCUUUUCUUGUAAGGCUUUACCCCUGGUUCAUUAUCUUGUGUAAAUGCACUAGUCGCACUCGUUCCAGGACCAGGGUGUGCUAAACACACAUUGGGCAUUUCCCCCCUGCACCGUUGUUCGCCAGAGAAGUAUUUUCCUGCAAAUGUUUUGACUUUUUACUAGAUAGAAUUCACCACACUUCUAACUAAAUUGUCCAAACAUUUCAUCCGGUUGCAUUUCAGUUAACCCGUUUAACCUGAUUCCAAUGUUGUGAGGCAAGAGCUUGAGAACUUUGUUUAUAUACACUCAGUUUUUUGAGUUGACACAAUUCAGCAUGACUUCACGCCCACAAUUAUAUAAUCAUCGGCAGAUGUAUGCCGACAGGUUUACAGUCUGAUUCAUUUUUAAAAAUUCACAGUCGGACAGUGUGCCUUUUUAGGCUUUUCUAAUUCCCCAACUUUUACGCAAACACAUUUAAAGAAAUAGUUCGCCCCAAAAAUGAAAAUUCUCAUCAUUUUACUCACCAUCAUGUUGUUCCAGUUUUGUUUUCCAUGGAAGAAAUACAGGUUUGGAAUGAUAUGAGACUGAGUAAACGAUUUUUGGGUGAACUAUUCCUUUAACAUUGCAAAGAGUCAAACAACGUUCAGAAAACAAUUUACAUACUUCUGUCAUCUUUCCCCUUUUUUCCUUCUGCAGUUGUAUCUUGAACUGCUUGUUUCUGUCGAGCACUGUCGAAAGCUAUUGUUGAAAAACCACUCGCCCUGCAGUGUCCUCAUUCUUUGAAACUCUCGCUUGUCUUCGUGUGUUUGUGAUUCAUUGUUUUCAUCGUGAAGUACCCAUGCCAACACUGGCAGUAUUGUUUUAGACAUAAUCUACUCAUUCACUAGAACUCACAAACCUUAGUAUGUGAUUCAGGGCAAACAUAUUGGCAUGAGCCAUGCGCAUGUGCCUUGAUGUAUUCCAUCAACUGCCAUUUCAAUUUCUCUUUUCAGAGUAAUAAAAACUGUUUUAGCCCAAUGCCAAAUUCUCAAUCCUUUAAUAAGAAGUAUUGGUUUGUCAUUUCUAAUUAGAAUUUAUUUGUUUUGGUGAAAUCUUUGGGCUGACUAUUGGAAAUAAAUUGUGUUUUGUGCACGAGGCCAGGAAAUUUACGCCAGUUGACCAUAACAUGGCAAUUGAAGUAUUAAAAGUUGGGAAUUAAUCAAUUUGCAAUAAUGAGACUGUUUAAGUUUUAGGAGAAAUACUAUGUUCAGACUGUGAAACAAAAAUUUGCUUCCAAAACCCAUUUCUGGGCAAAUUUUACGCAAGCAUUUCCAGGCCACAUUUUACCCCAUCAAAAGGAAUAUAAAAUUAUAUUUUUCAUAAAGCAUAUAUAUAUAAUUACCUUUUAUGAUUUUUAUUGAUUUCUUUUUUUGCAUUUAGACAUUCUUUUCAUAAGAAUUAUAUGUAUUUUACCUGCAUUUCUUUGUUCGCCAUUAUUCUGAAUGGUGUUUUAUUUUUUUUUGUUUUUUUAUUUUUGUACUUUUUUUUUUUUUGCAUAAAUACACACAGUACAACAAAUAUUACUUAUACAUGAAUACUAAUAAUAAUGAUAAUAUAUAGUAAUUUAAUAAUCAGAAUGAGAAUUUGGCCAGAAAAGUGCUUGAUUGUCAUGAAAAUAUUAUCCGUCACAAUGCAAAAAAUAAUUAAUGGUCCUAAAAUUGGAUUCAUUUUCUAUCUUUUGAUUUUGGGAUGAAUACGACCUGAAAAUUGACUAUUUUCAUUCGAUUCACCCUUCUAUGUCUAGAUUUGGUUUAAUAAACAUUUCAUAUUUUGUACUUCCUGUAAACAAUGGGCCUCAUUCAUGAAACAUGAAGCAAAAUAAUUUUUUGCAAAAUUGUCCGCAAAACUAGCCUUGCGUAAACUAUUGCAUUAAACUGAAGAUUUUAUUCAGUAAACCAAUUUUGUUUUGCUAAACUAAGAAUACUUUUCAGAUUUUGUUCGCAAAGACAUUCUUACGUAAAUUGUCGCAUUUAACUGAAGGGUUUAUUCGUUAAACCAUUCUCAUUUUGCUAAACUAAGACUACUUUUCAAAGCCAUUCUCGCGUAAAUUGUUGCGUUUUAAAUUAAUGCGUUGGUUUACGUAAAAAUUGGUAUUUAUGAAGGAUUUAAAAAAUAAAUUAGUUCUGCUUAUGUUUCAUUAACAAGGCCCGUUGUGAUGUGGCUCAACAACAUUGGAAAAAUGAAAUGUUCCAUUAUGUUAAUGUGAGACUAACAUGACAUUUUCAUUGUCUAUCUGUAACACUUCAAACGCCACAAUAAAAACAAUAGGCUAGCGGUUUGGUUUUGGUUAGGAAAGGGGAAGGCAUUUUCUGCAACUAUCCAAGUUCCUCUGACUUUCAAACCAUAUCUGCUGGUUUUUAUUUUUUAUGUUUGUGAAAUAUUGUCAAUAAAUAACUUGUAAAUUCACCUCAUUUAUGGAAAGUCUAAUGCACUGUACAUUUUUCUGUUUAGACUUUUCCCUUUUUGUGUGGCUGUGAGUGAAUGUGACGGAGUUCGUCUUUUCAGAAAUGUUUAUUGCCUUUUUUGAUAUGUCAGUCCUGAACGGACUGUAUUAUUGUGAUGUGGGGAGCUGGACUUUUUGUUUAACCAUACAUGUACAAUUGUAUGUUUGUCAAUAGAUUAACAUGUUUUAGCAAAGACCGGUGACCUGUAUGGUAUCAUGUGACCAUGAGCACACUUGUGGCUGUUUCGGAGUACCAGUAGCUGCUUUUGUCAACACCCUUUAUUCAAACACAAACUAAAUAGUGUCCCACUAGUUAACAAAACAGUCUACAGAUUUCACUUUGUCUACAUGAACAGCACUGUAUUGUGUGCCAAUUUCAAAAUGGGUGUGUUUCAAAACCAAGUGAGCGGAGUUUUAGUGGCAAUAUUGGUGUGUUUGAACUGGUUUUGAGCACUCGGACGUGCACCUAUGAUGACCAGAAUUGCUGUCUAGGUAGACGGCACACUAGGUUUUGAGACGCAGCCAAUAUAAGUGUCAUAUGCGCUAACAUUUUCACUCUAGUUUAAAUAAUCCAAAUGAACAAAAUGGCGCAGAGAAUCUACUUCGACAUGUUUACCAUAUGGUCACUGGUCACAGUAGAGAAAAAAGUCUAGUUGUGAUCCACCACUUUUAUUUUAUGUGCUGUUACAAAGAGUAAACAAAAAGCUUUUAAUUUAAGAAGAUGUACAGAUUAUUUAUGAAGUUAGCUUAAUUUAUCAAAGUUGUACAUUUUGUUCCUCGGCAGUGUGAAAGUAUGGGUGGACAAACUUCAGUUUUUCAAUCUUUUGUGUUCAUAUUUUGUAGAUGUUUGUUGAACUGUAUUCAUGAUGCAGAAUGCAUAAUCCACUGCUGGAAACUGUUAUUACAGAUAAAUUAAAGCUUUAUCAAGCAAUAUCAAAA
Molecule: messenger RNA, 6240 nt
Organism: Myxocyprinus asiaticus (Chinese sucker)
Lineage: Eukaryota; Metazoa; Chordata; Actinopteri; Cypriniformes; Catostomidae
Product: ceramide glucosyltransferase-like
Exons: 9
Coding region: 77-1258 (393 amino acids)
Biological process (GO): glucosylceramide biosynthetic process
Cellular component (GO): membrane
Molecular function (GO): ceramide glucosyltransferase activity
Source: RefSeq, a predicted model, not a curated record